AAUUACAUAUCUGUAAAGAAAAUACCACAAAAAUUCGAUAAGUAUAAACAAAUCGAACUGCUUAUCGGCCUUUCACUUUAAUUGUUUAUUUUACGGUUUCUGCACAUUUAUUAAAUCGAACAAUGACAGCAUCUGCCUUUUCCAGCCAGGAUACGGCAGCGCUGGAGCGUCAGACAGAAUUGGCUGUGGAAUCGCCGGUAACAUUUGAACAAAUCUGGAAUGAAACGCACAAAAAAGUUAGCAUCGGCUGGAUACGACAAAAUGGUUACAAGCGGAUCUGUCUUCAAUUCCCAGACGAUUAUUUGCCUCACAGCAAUGCGAUCAGCACUUGCCUGCAGUUAGCGCUAACAGUAGAGGACUGCAAGAUUUUCAUUUUAGCAGACACCACGUAUGGCAGCUGUUGCGUCGAUGAAAUUGCUGCUGCUCAUGUGGAGGCGGAUAGCAUUAUUCACUUUGGUAAUGCGUGCCGCAGCAAGGCCAGUCGCUUACCGGUACUCUAUUUGUAUCCAGUGCUGCCUCUGGAGCUGUCCACAAUGCUACAGCAGCUGGCCACGCUGCAACCAGAAUGCACUGAACGAGAUGUAUGCGUUUAUCUUGAUAUUGGCUACCAGCAUCUCUAUGAGCAUCAACUAGCUGAGGGCGAGGAUACGCUCUUUAGCCAGCUGCGCGAUGUGCUACGCCCUAAAAAGCUGCUUAUAGAGGUGUAUCCACCACCCGCUGAAGAUUGCAUUGAGAACAAGCAACCAGCUGAGUCAGAGACUGCAUCGCCGACGGAGCGUAUUUGCAUUUUUAUUGGUGCAGAUAAUCAGCGCUUUGCUAAUCUGUCACUGACACCACAAGCGUUCCAGUGGCAUAUUUUCGACGGUGCCAGUGCCACGUUGAGUGCCAAAAAUCCACUGACUGCACAAUAUAUACGUCGGCGUUAUUACUACAUAGAGAAGUGCAAAGAUGCACAGACACUGGGGCUGAUUGUCGCCACAUUGAGCGCUGUUGGCUACUUAGAUGUAGUUUCACGUUUGCAGGAAAUGGCCAAGAGUCGUGGCAUUAAGACGCAACUUAUUUCCGUUGGCCGCAUCAAUCCGGCUAAGCUGGCUAACUUUCUGGAGAUAGACUGCUUUGUGCUAAUCGGUUGUCCCUUUAACAAUAUGUAUAAUUCCAAGGAGUACUAUAAGCCCAUUGUGUCAGUGUUCGAGGCUGAAAUGGCGCUGAAUCCAGCCUGGCAUAUGAAGUAUCCGGAGGCGUAUGUCACAGAUUUCAAGCAGUUACUACCGGAGGGACGAAGCUUUUUAGCCUUUGAUGCACAGGCCGUGCAGCCGCAGGAUGUGAGUCUGGUCAGCGGACGCAUGAGAGGAGGCACUGCUGGCAAUGAAGCAGUCGAUUCAAGCACGACAGUGGCUACGCAGGCCAAGAUGGCACUGAUGACAACCGACACUGGCUUGACGUUCGAGGAUCGCACUUGGCAAGGCUUGGACCCGGCGCUGGGUCAAACUGAGCCAGCCAAACUGCAGAAAGGUCUUAGCGGAAUACCUAUCAACUACUCGCAUGAUUAGAUAAUAAUCGAUGUAUCACCUCUCAAUACCAAUAAAAUACAACGAACAAAUAUUUACAGCAGUUCAUUUAAAGUUAUGUUGUGGUUUUAUAUUAGUUUGGUUUUUACUGAUUCUCUUGGAUCAAAUUUUUCUUGAAUUGGACUACACUGCUAGCAACGAUAUAUUUUAAA
Drosophila hydei is the source of this 1720-nucleotide messenger RNA. Its product is annotated as 2-(3-amino-3-carboxypropyl)histidine synthase subunit 2. Gene Ontology annotation, biological process: protein histidyl modification to diphthamide. The record is from RefSeq and is a predicted model, not a curated record. Gene Ontology annotation, molecular function: 2-(3-amino-3-carboxypropyl)histidine synthase activity. NCBI's taxonomy places the organism in Eukaryota, Metazoa, Arthropoda, Insecta, Diptera, Drosophilidae.